AGUGUUACUGCUCGUCCUUCUCGCUCAUCGCGUCUUGUGCCAACGCUGCCCACCGCAAGAAGAGUUUCACGGAAGGUCUCGCCGAGCGUGAAGCGAAGGAAAUGUAUUAAAAGCAACUAAUCCGGCGGUGUUAAGUUUGCUGAGGUCGGCUACCUGUCAGAAGGAAAGAUAGCGAAGAAGCACCGUGGAGAGCAACAAGCCAACAGCAUCACGGCAGCCUGCUGGGUGGAUGGCACACGGGGUGUCUUCCUCUCGUGAAGUGGUGCAGGGGAGCCUCACUGAGACCGGGGUCCACGCACGAUUCGGGUCUUUCCAGCGAUAUGAAAGAUAAGUUCAUCUCUUGAGACCAUAACUUCCACACUGAGCUGACUCACUGACAACUGCACCCAGAUAUUUGGAUAGACCUUCUUCACAUGUGACGUGGAUUGAACUCCGGCAUCAGAAGACUCCGAGCAUCAUCUCGCUGCAAUGUCUCUGCACAAGAGUAUCUUGAAGUUCACUCCCCCUUCCUCGCCAUAUAUGUUUAUCUCCUUUCUGCUGGUUCUGCUCCCCGGAGUCACUCAUUUCUCCCAGGGCAGCGCCAGCCAUGAAGACACUGACAGCACACCGGGCAACUGCUCCAGUACCGAAAACUGCUCCGAGGGCGUGGUGCUGCCCAUGUGGAACCCCCAAAACCCUGCGGUGGGUGACAAGGUGGCACGCGCCAUCGUUUACUUUGCUGCCCUUAUAUACAUGUUCCUGGGCAUGUCCAUUGUCGCGGACCGCUUCAUGUCUUCUAUCGAAGUAAUCACCUCUCAGGAAAAGGAGAUCACGAUCAAGAAGCCCAACGGGGAGACGACGACAACUACCGUACGCAUCUGGAAUGAGACCGUAUCCAACCUGACUCUGAUGGCGCUGGGCUCAUCUGCACCGGAGAUCCUGCUUUCCCUCAUUGAAGUGGUCGGUCAUAAUUUUGAGGCCGGAUCUCUGGGUCCCAGCACGAUUGUGGGCAGCGCUGCAUUCAACAUGUUCAUUAUCAUCGCUAUCUGUGUCUACGUGGUGCCGGAAAAUGAAACUCGCAAGGUAAAGCACCUGCGGGUGUUUUUUGUCACUGCCUCCUGGAGCGUGUUCGCUUACAUCUGGUUGUAUAUCAUUCUCUCUGUGGUCUCCCCCGGGGAGGUGGAGGUUUGGGAGGCCGUCCUCACCUUCCUCUUCUUCCCCGUCUGUGUGCUGCAAGCCUGGAUUGCAGACCGGCGCCUGCUCUUCUACAAGUACGUCCACAAGCGGUAUCGUGCCGACACGACCCGUGGCAUUAUCAUCGAGUCGGAGGGAGAUGCCAUGUUCACUAAAAUGGACUUGGAGAUGGACGGUCCGGGUGUGAACUCCCACACUGACCCCAAAGAGGCUCUGGAUGGAAUGCUGGAGGGGGUGGAGGAAGGUGGAGGGAUGAGUGCGGAGCAAGUUCAAGAGGAAGAAGCCCGACGGGAGAUGGCUCGCACUCUUAAAGACUUAAAACAAAGGCACCCGGAGAAAGACAUGGAGCAGCUGAUUGAGAUUGCCAACUACCAAGUGCUGGUCCAACAACAGAAGAGCCGGGCCUUCUAUCGCAUUCAAGCCACGCGCAUGAUGAUCGGAGCCGGGAACAUCCUGAAAAAGCACGCCGCUGACCAGGCCAGGAAGGUGGUGAGUUGUCAUGAGGCCACUGGGCAAGAGGAAGAUCCCCACACCAUCUACCUGCAGUUUGAAACCUCUCACUACCAGUGCUUUGAGAACUGCGGCUCACUGAAGCUGUCGGUGACCCGACAUGGCGGAGAAAGUGGCUGCACUGUGAAGGUGGACUACCGUACAGAGGAUGCGACUGCCAACGCCGGCUCAGACUACGAGUUCGCUGAGGGGACUUUGGUCUUCAAGCCUGGUGAGACGACAAAAGAGUUCACUGUCGGCGUUAUUGAUGAUGAUAUUUUUGAAGAGGAUGAGCACUUCUACGUGCGCCUGAGUAAUCCACGUAUCGCGCACCGGGCUGAGGUCUCCGUCCUGGAGCCAAGCUCCAUCACCUCCAGCAACAGCACGGUGGGUGUCUCCCAUGUUCCUCCGAAGGCGGCCCUGGGCAGCGCUCCAACCGCCACGGUGACCAUCUAUGACGACGACCACGCUGGCAUUUUCACGUUCGAGAGCAACUCCACGAGGGUCAGCGAGAGCAUCGGCAACAUGCAGGUGAAGGUUCACCGGACGUCCGGGGCGAGGGGGAAGGUGGCGGUGCCCUACCACACGGUCGAGGGCACCGCCAAGGCCGGGGAGGACUACGAGGAGGUGUCCGGCAAGCUGGAGUUUCAGAACGAUGAGACCAUGAAGAUGCUGAAUGUGAAGGUCAUUGAUGACGAGGAAUACGAGAAGAACAAGACUUUCACAGUCGUGUUGGAGGAGCCCAUCCUGCUGGAUGUGGGAACGAGACACGGAGACACCAACGACAACAAGACAGCAGUGGGCUCGGAGGACGUGUCAAAGAUGGGCUGCCCCUGUCUGGGCGAGCACACGAAGCUCGAGGUGGUAAUUGAGGAGUCCUAUGAAUUCAAGAGCACAGUGGACAAGCUGAUUAAGAAGACAAACCUGGCUCUGGUGGUGGGCAGCAGCAGCUGGAGAGAGCAGUUUGUUAGUGCGGUCACUGUCAGUGCAGGUGACGAUGACGAGGAAGAGAGCGGGGAGGAACGUCUGCCGUCCUGCUUUGAUUACAUUAUGCACUUCCUGACAGUUUUCUGGAAAGUCCUCUUCGCUUUUGUCCCCCCCACUGAGUACUGGAACGGCUGGGCCUGUUUCAUCGUGUCCAUUUCCCUCAUCGGCGUUCUGACGGCUGUGACCGGGGACCUGGCCUCUCAUUUCGGCUGCACCGUUGGUCUCAAAGACUCAGUCACCGCUGUGGUGUUCGUGGCCCUCGGCACCUCUGUUCCAGAUACAUUUGCCAGUAAAGUGGCUGCCAUACAGGACCAAUACGCGGACGCCUCCAUCGGCAACGUGACGGGCAGCAAUGCAGUGAAUGUGUUCCUGGGCAUCGGCGUGGCGUGGACCAUCGCUGCCGUUUACUGGAAGUCCAAAGGACAGGUGUUCAAGGUGGACCCAGGCUCGCUGGCCUUUUCCGUCACCGUCUUCACCACCAUGGCGCUGGUGUGUGUGAUGGUGCUGCUCUACCGCCGGCGUCCCAGCGUGUCAGGCGGAGAGCUUGGGGGCCCACGGACACCCAAGCUCCUCACCUUCUUCAUGUUCCUCUCCCUCUGGUUCGUCUACAUCCUGUUGUCCUCCCUGGAGGCUUACUGCCAUUUGCCUAGCUUCUGAGACCGAGGGAAACACACAGACACGGCUCCUCUCCUGGUUUUUACAGUUUACUGAACGUGUUUUUUCUCUGUUUUUGUCUAUUUUCACAAAGGUUUAUAACUAUUUGUAUCAUUAGUUGUUAUUGAUACCGCGCAAUAUUUGAUUGACUUUGAAUCUUUGGACUUUGGAACUUUGCUACCACCCACUAUGCUGUGAAGUAUAGCUUUAGCCACUGAAAAUAAACCGCCUCUCAACUUUCUUUCCUUUUUUUAAAUACUAUGUUCCACUGAACAUCUAUCUAAUCAUUGCUAUCGGCAUAAAUCGCAUCAAACCUUCUGUCACUUGGGUUUUUAAGUGUUAAGAAAGCACAAGAUUAGAGCAGUAUAUUUCUAAGGGUGUUGUGAAAUGGAAAGAUAAAGAUAGUGCAUGGGAUGACGUUAUACUGACAUCGACAUCAAAUUAAAGCCAUUACUGAGGCUGAAGUGACAUAUUUGUGUGUUGAUAUUUAUUACUAUCUAUACAUUAAUUACUCAUUGUAUAUCAUGUAAACGAUUAACGUUGUGCGUGGGAGUUCUGUGAAAGAGUAGGUGUGUUUACUUUUGCACGUGAUCAGAUUAAGAGUUUCUUGGUAAUCUAUUUUAAAGUACUGUAUGUAAUAUUUUUGAUAUGGCUGUUGACGUGUUGAUGUGUUGCUGUACAUGUGAAUCACAGCUGUAUCAUAAUCUCUUCGCUGUCUGGUCCCCUUUUCCACGACGCUUUCUCAAUCAGUAUCAUGUUUGGCAUUUUUUACAACUUAAGUCUUAAAAUCUAUAAAAGUAUAAAUUCUUUGAGCACAUUUAGGAUCUUUGGGUGUGUGUAUGGUGUGUGUGUGUGUGUGUGUGUGUGUGUGUGUGUGUGUGUCUGCGCGCACCUCCGCUCUCCAGCACAAAUUGGCGAAAGGCAUGUCACUACUUCGUCAAUGUUUGCACAAAUGGUACGUGUGACAAAAACAGUGCAGUCUGUACAGAUAAGAGAUUAUGAGAUGGACAUCCGUUUUCGUAUAUCUGUUACAUAUUUUAACAUAAAUUUAGAACUCAAUCCUAAUAAUUGCACAAUCACCGAACAGGUCCAUCAUCUGGGAUGAAAAAAUUUUGGCAAAAAGAGAAGACAUGUAGAGUAUUUCCUGAGAGUGUCUCCUUGUGUCGCACAGCAGUUGAUAUUGAAGUUUGUUUUUUAUUUAACCUAGAAUAUGUUGAGCCAUAUUUAUUGUAACAGUAUUACAGUAAAGGUAUUUAUAUGAUCAAUUUUAGUUUUAUUGAUGUGCAUGUUUAAUGUACAAAAAGUGGAAAUAAAUGUUGCUCAUUUCUGAUGCUGU
Cyclopterus lumpus (lumpfish) is the source of this 4639-nucleotide messenger RNA. It is a transcript of the gene slc8a4a, whose product is annotated as solute carrier family 8 member 4a. The record is from RefSeq and is a predicted model, not a curated record. Gene Ontology annotation, cellular component: sarcolemma; axon; postsynapse. NCBI's taxonomy places the organism in Eukaryota, Metazoa, Chordata, Actinopteri, Perciformes, Cyclopteridae. Gene Ontology annotation, biological process: cell communication; sodium ion transmembrane transport; calcium ion import across plasma membrane. Gene Ontology annotation, molecular function: calcium:sodium antiporter activity. The transcript is spliced from 10 exons. The coding region runs from base 469 to 3306 and encodes 945 amino acids.